UAAUUGACGCAGUUUUACCCGCUAGCUUCCAGGGACAUCCGCUCCGGCCGGACAGCAAUGGGACGGCUGCUGUUUCCAUCCCAAACAAUUCGAUCUGAAGCGUGAAAUGAGCGUCAAACAUUGAAUAACUGCUUGUUUUAGAGUUUUAAAUCCCUGUGUGAUUUAUCUCGGCCCUGGUCGCGAAGCGGCGGAACUUGGCUGACUUGUUUCGUCUCGGGGAAGGAAGUUUGUUGCGGCGAAGGAAGCGGAGGGAGCCGGGAGGCCCGAAACAGCCCGACACGAUGGAGGACUUCGGCUCUGCUCUGGAGAAGAACGUCGCCGACCUGACGGUGAUGGACGUCUACGACAUCGCGGCGGUGGUGGGCCAGGAGUUCGAGCGCAUCAUCGACCAGUACGGCUGCGAGGCGCUGUCCCGGCUGAUGCCCAAAGUGGUGCGGGUGCUGGAGAUCCUGGAGGUGAUGGUGAGCCGCAGCAGCAUGAGCCCGGACGUGGAGGAGCUGCGGCUGGAGCUGGACAGGCUGCGGCUGGAGCGGAUGGACCGGCUGGAGAAGGAGAAGAAGCACAGACAGGAGUUGGAGCGGGUGGAGGACGUGUGGCGGGGAGAGGCCCAGGACCUCCUGUCCCAGAUCGCUCAGCUGCAGGAGGAGAACAAGAACCUCCUGUCCAACAUGUCCCUCAAAGACUCGGUGAAUGAGGAGGACCUGCAGAGGCACGAGGGUAUGACGGAGAGGGAGAAGCAGGUGAUGAUGAAGCUGAAGGAGGUGGUGGACAAGCAGAGGGACGAGAUCCGAGCGAAGGACCGCGAGCUGACGCUGAAGAACGAGGACGUGGAAGCACUCCAGCAGCAGCAGUCUCGCCUGAUGAAAAUCAACCACGACCUGCGGCACAAGAUCUCCGUGGUGGAGGCUCAGGGCAAAGCGCUGAUCGGGCAGAAGGUGGAGCUGGAGGCCGGCGCCCAGGCGCAGGCGCAGGAGGUCUGCGCCCUGCGGCAGGAAGUGACGCGCCUGCGGGAGCGUCUCCACGGAGAGCCGGCGGCGCAGGGCCCCGAGGAGCUCCCGGUGCCUCAGCCCCCGUCACCGGCAGAGUGGGAUAAGAGCACCGCAGGGGUUUUGAGCGCUGAGGGUUGGUCAGACAGAACGGGCUUCGAGCCGCCUCCGCAGACCCAUGCGUCCUUCCUCAGCUCAGAAGGACGUGACGAUGAGGAAGCCGAGGACGAAGCCACGUUGCUUUGGGAGGCGAUGUGUGAUGAGGACAUGCCUGGUGUGUUCCAAUAUUUCACCAAGGAGGCGAUGUGCGAGGAGGAGUCGGGCGGACUGGACCCGAAGGACCCCAACCGGCCCCGCUUCACGCUGCAAGAGCUGAGGGACGUCUUGCAUGAGAGGAAUGAGCUGAAGGCCAAAGUGUUCCUACUGCAGGAGGAGCUGGCGUACUACAAGAGUGAUGAAGUAGACUAUGACAUCGCAACCCCUUCUCCGUCUCCCUCCCCUGAGCCGAGGACCCGCUCUCGGUCAUCCGCCCAGCCCGAAUCGGGAAUCAAGCGACUGUUUAGCUUCUUUUCACGCGACAAGCAGAGGGGCGCGCACAUCGGCGCCGGAGGCAGCUUCCGGUCCUGGAUGCAGAAAGACGAUGUGUACACAGAACAAGCCCAGGAGGCUCUGCAGCAUCUGUAGGAUGAAGGAAUACACUCCACUCCUCCCCACGCGCAUCAAACUACCGUGACAGACUCUUUCUGUGCUUCAACCCGAGGGGCCUUGCAAGAAACGAGAGGAUCUUCUCGGAGAAAAGCCUCAAGAGGCUUAUUUAAAUAGAGACGAUACGCUGUCAGUUUAGAGACUGCGCAGCGUUUGAAAUGCCAGAAAGUGCUUUAGUUUUCCAGGAAUCGUUCCCACUGCAGGUGGUUGACCCACAUUGAAGGACGGAGAGGGUGGAUAUUGACGAGAAGACGAGUCGGGAGCGUCAAGCAAAUUGAUUUCGACUGAAAAGAAGAACGUUUUUCAGAUUUGUACUUUUUAUCAGCAGAAGGGGAAGCUGCGAGGGAAAAUUGGACACGGUUCAGUUUUACGGUAUUUCCAGCCACGUUGGUCCUGACAUGUGACCACCACCAGCAUUUAGCGACUGCUGAGCGGCUCAACUCUGCGUCUAAUCAUGAUUUAAAGCGGUUCCAUCACCAGGAAAAAAAACAGAGGCUCUGGAGGUAGUGGAGGCCAUUUCUGCAAAGAAAACACCAUGAAUGAGUGAAGGUGACGCCAUGCCAACACUGCAAACUAAAACUCAAAAACAAAUGAUACAAUUGGCAAACUUUGGCUUUUUGCCAUGAUUGAGUUUAUUCUAAUAUUACACCAUGCACGAUUUCAACACUUUUUAGCAUAAGAAAUUAAAUUUAUCUCAUCAAGUUACGUUCAGCAACCUCCCUAGUUCUGAUUAGAAGACCAAAUACGUGUCGUAUCCCUGAGUCAGCAGAUCUUUUACAUUAAAAUCUUGUAAUUUGUACAAAAUAGUAACAAUAUUUUAGUAAAACAAAGCGGACAAGGCUUUUUCAGUCAUUGUAGAGCCAAAAACGUUAAUGGGGUUUGCGUGCUUGCCCUAUUAAAAACGUUAUAAACACGUACACUUGACACUUUAGUUAUGUGGGAGUGAUUUUGAUUUUCUCGCCUAUCUUCAGCAAUAAAAGUGGAUUUAGGUUUUGCCUUAAAAAAAUAUAGCUUUCAAAUCAAUCGCUGUAAUUUUGUCAUAGAAUUACAGUAUAAUAAUUAAUCACUUUGAGAUAGCUUUUGUUAAAUUUUAUGUUAAAUAUGCAAUAUUUAACAUAAAACUGUUGACGUCGGAUUUUCUUGGCAGAAAUGGGAUUCCAUAGAAAUGUUAUUCGUUCUUUUUGUUCUGACUCGUUAGGAAAUGAACCAUUUUCUCCGUCGAUUAGCAAUACUUUUCUACCAGUUCAAUCUGAAUGUAUACAAUAAUCCUCCAAUAAUAUACUUCUGCAACUCUAACGGUGCCAAACUGUGCAAGACGGCCAUUAAAUUGAAACUUUAGUUUCGCCGACUCAACCAAAACAUUUUGUCUUUACAUCCGCUUUGUUUCAUGAUUUCACAGCAGACGUUUCUCCAUGUUACACUACUUUUACACACACACAAAAACGUAUGGAAGGCUGCGUUUAAUAAAUAAAGACAAACAAAUAAGCUCAAAUGUACAACGUUGCAGACGUGGUGACUGACGCAGAGCAAACGCCACGCCGCUGUCCUCUCAAUGGAUCGCUUGCAGCUCGGCAGCGCAGACAUCCGGAAAAGUCGCACAGGAGAUGAAAUGUUUUGGAUGGGAAGGAUGCAGUUUUUAUUUAGUUUUAUAUUUGUUAUGUUUUUGCAGUUUGUGCUUCGUUCGCUGCAGUGAGAUAAGCUGUGUGUUUUACUAGUGACAGCACUUUAUCCUUAUUUACGCUCCUCAGAGAGCCGGAAUAAAUUAUUGUAAAAAGGACAAGAAUGCUACAUAGGAAGAACACGAUGAUAAAGGCAACUGUGUUUUUGUGUGUGUGCAAUUAAGCAAUUUCUCUCUUUUUCUUUUCUCACAUAAUUAAGCCUGGAAGGACAAUAACAGAAAAGGGAAUCCAGACAAAGCAGCUCGAUAUUUCUCUCCUAUCAUGUCUGAACUCUUAACAAAAGCAUCAUGGCUCCAAUUCAAACCUGUUUCUUUAGUAAUUAAAGUCAUUAACAUGAAAAGGGUGUCGUGUUUCUU
Molecule: messenger RNA, 3726 nt
Organism: Poeciliopsis prolifica (blackstripe livebearer)
Lineage: Eukaryota; Metazoa; Chordata; Actinopteri; Cyprinodontiformes; Poeciliidae
Gene: rilpl1
Product: Rab interacting lysosomal protein-like 1
Exons: 9
Coding region: 282-1670 (462 amino acids)
Biological process (GO): cilium assembly
Cellular component (GO): ciliary basal body; cytoplasm
Molecular function (GO): protein dimerization activity
Source: RefSeq, a predicted model, not a curated record